GGGAGCUCCGGCAGGGCAGGAUGGCUGCAGGGCACGACCUGAAAGCCGCCCAGAAGCGAAUCUCCUUCGGGACAACCCAGGAACGGAAAAUGUUCCCGUAUCACUAYGCCCCGGACAGGCUGGGCAUCGAGAUGCCAGCGGUGGGGAGAAACCCUCUCCUGGGGCCAGGCUGUUACCUGGGGCCGGAGACAAACAUCCUCCAAUCCUCCAUAAGCACCAARCCCAUGAGCACCCGGGGGUACGCGAUGGGAGCCAGGACGGGCCCGCGCUUCCAGAAGAAGGCUCGGAUGGUAGGACCUGGCCCUGCCACAUACGAGCCCUUCCCGAGGGACCCGAGGAGUUACCAGCCUGCCCGCGUUCCCUUCUUCUCCAGCACCCCUCGAUUCUCAACCAGGCCGACGCAAAACGAAUUUUUCCCCGGGCCUGGGACUUACAACAUAGACCAACCUUUGAACAAGAAAGUCACUUGGCCGAUGAAAUUUGGGGCUCCCGAUUGGGCUGCAGUGCCACCCCCACCCCAGAGGAUGGUGAAGAUGGAGGUCCAGAAGUUGACUAUGGAUAAAAACUUCCGGAAAAAUCAGGGAAGACAGGCCUACCUGAARAUGUACUACAGCUGAGGAGCCACAUCCUUCUGCCUUUGGAGAUACU
Messenger RNA from Malurus melanocephalus (red-backed fairy wren), 648 nucleotides. It is a transcript of the gene CIMAP3, whose product is annotated as ciliary microtubule associated protein 3. The coding region runs from base 21 to 617 and encodes 198 amino acids. Gene Ontology annotation, cellular component: ciliary basal body. The record is from RefSeq and is a predicted model, not a curated record. The transcript is spliced from 6 exons. Gene Ontology annotation, biological process: regulation of cell projection organization. Lineage: Eukaryota; Metazoa; Chordata; Aves; Passeriformes; Maluridae. Gene Ontology annotation, molecular function: cytoskeletal protein binding.